AUGAAAUCAAGGCAUAUUUUUGGGUUCGUAAUUUUCGUUUGGUCUGGUUUAAUGAAACCAGCUAACUCCAACAAUUUGGAGGAUAUGAGAUUAAAAAGGCAGGUCAACAGUAUUCCGCUAGUUUUUCCUUAUGGAGCAACCUAUAAGCUCUUGGUCGGAAUGAUAUCGCCAGUACCGAACAAUGAUGGGAUUAGCUUGAUUUUCGCUAUCAACUUCCAAUAUCAGUAUUUACAGUAUCAAAACAUAUCCCAAUUAUCUCAAUACUAUUUCAUCAAGCAAGUGUCGAGGGAACAAAGGGAUUUGGAUGUGGAAGAGAGAAAAGACGAGAGAUUGGUGUUCUAUAAGGCUGUGGCGGAUUUGCUUCAAAUGAAAGGAAUGAACGGCGAGGACUGUGUGCUGCGAGCAAUAUGUGAGGCAGCUCAGUUUCCAGUGGAAGAGGAGGGCCUGGUGGGUGAGGUUUUACACAUUUUACUAACACCUGACUAUGGAAGGACGGCGUUUGAGGAGAAUGAUCCAGGCUGGAAUGAUUUAAUGUCGCCUUACAUAGAUGCGGCCGUUGUCGGGAGACAAAUGUUCGACUGCGCUUCCGUUUAUUACAACUGUCCCGAAGGUCAAGGUGUUUUAGAGUUAAUCUCAGAGUUAAGAAACGAA
Iphiclides podalirius (scarce swallowtail) is the source of this 651-nucleotide messenger RNA. The record is from the annotation of a GenBank genome assembly. Lineage: Eukaryota; Metazoa; Arthropoda; Insecta; Lepidoptera; Papilionidae.